Messenger RNA from Ceratina calcarata, 2272 nucleotides. It is a transcript of the gene Nup62, whose product is annotated as nucleoporin 62. Gene Ontology annotation, cellular component: nuclear pore; nuclear pore central transport channel. The transcript is spliced from 5 exons. The record is from RefSeq and is a predicted model, not a curated record. NCBI's taxonomy places the organism in Eukaryota, Metazoa, Arthropoda, Insecta, Hymenoptera, Apidae. Gene Ontology annotation, molecular function: phospholipid binding; structural constituent of nuclear pore. Bases 742 to 2100 code for a protein of 452 amino acids. Gene Ontology annotation, biological process: RNA export from nucleus; protein import into nucleus.
AAUUAAUAAUAUUUUUCUUUCACCACCGAAAGUCAUCUCAUAACCUUUUUGUUAUUUACAUCAUUUUAUGGUAGCUAAUAAUACUUUACGACUGAUUAUAAGCGUAAUUGUAAGUUCUACGUUACGAAUAAUUUUUAAUUCCUUCUUUUAGUAGUAUUCUAAUAUUGUUUCACUUUGUUUAACAAUAACGACCUCAACUACUUAUUCCUCUCGCAUCACUGUGAUGCCAUCUGGUCAGAUUGGUCGGAUUGGCCAGAUGAGAUUACUUGUUUUACAUUCGAAGCAUUCGAAGGACUUAACUUAUUGAAAACGUUUUAUAUUAUUACACUGAUACGAUUUAAUUAAAAUCACUCAAAAAAAUUAAAUAGAGAAAAAGAGAUAAAACAGCCAUUUAAAUAAUACUUAUAUUACAAUUAAAUACCGUUCGAUCAAUCUAAUUCUGUAUUAGUUGGAACUGCAAAGUAUUUUUCAAUAUCGUAUAUAGUUGUAAAGAUUGUGUGAACACAGAGGAGUGUAAUUGCAAGGUAUAAUCGUAUCUUAAAAUAAUUUGUUUUUCUCAACUCUGACAUCAAAUGUGUGUUUAUUCGAACGUCGGUGACACAAAAUUAAAUAAGGUUAAGCGUAAGGUUUAUGUAUUUUAAAGUGCACGGUGAAUAACAGUUGAAAUUCCAGAACGGAUAUUCAUCAAAUAUUUAAAAAUCGUUAAAAUCUCGAGAAUUGUGCAGAAAUAGAACUUCAAAAAUGAGUUUUACGUACAAUGCACCAAAAACUCAAGCCAGCAGCGCACCUGCAAGCGGUACACCAACCACGACAUUUACAUUUGGAGCAAGUGGUGCAGGAGACGCGGCAAAGCCGGCUGGAUUUUCACUCACAUCCUCUCCGGCACAGAACAAACCUAUGUUUGGCUUAGGCAGUACUCCUAGUCAAGGUACAGGUUUCAGUUUUGGGACACCGACUACUGUACCUGCAAACACUGCAACUACACCACGAGCAACUGGUCUAACAUUUGGUGCUGGUACAACUGCACCUACUGGAUUAACCCUUGGAACGACCAGUACAACAGCAACCACAGGGUUUGCAUCACCAGCUGUAACUGGAAGUACUCUGACUUUCAAUCUAGGAGGCACAACUACAGCAACAACAACAACAGCAGCAACAUCAGCAUUUGCGACUAAGCCUCUCACUGGUGGAUUUGGCAUAGGAGCAGGUGAAGCUGCUGCAUCCACUGCUGCAACUGGGUUAACAUUUGGUACACCAAGUACAAUAUCAACAGGAACUGGGUUCACCCUUUCCGCAACUCCAGCUGUCACCACGGCUGCGGCAACAACCACAACGGCAACAGGAUUCUCUUUAACCGCGAGUGGAACAACUUCUGCAGCUACAGGAUUCACAUUUGGUGGAGGCACAACUGCGUCUAGCACAGCAGCAUUUUGCUUGAAUCAGACUCCUGCAACAACGAGUCUGUCGAGUAGUCAAGCAGCAUUGGGGACCACUACAACUGUUACUUCGUCCUCUGGUACACUUCAACCUGCGCCUAUAACGUCGUUCGAGGAGUCAAUCAACAAAUGGACGUUGGAAUUAGAAGAGCAAGAGAAAGUAUUUGUAAGUCAAGCUGAGAAAGUUAAUGAGUGGGACAAAUUGCUUAUAAGCAAUGGAGAAAAAAUAGUGGCACUCAAUCAGGAAGUUGAGAGAGUAAAGGUCGAACAGCAGCAGUUGGAGCAUGAAUUAAAUUAUGUUGAUGGUCAGCAAAAGGAAUUACAGGAUUGUUUAGUACCAUUAGAGAAAGAAUUGGCAUCGAUUUCAGCGUCUGACCCGGAAAGGGAAUAUACGUAUCGUUUAGCAGAAGAUCUCGACACACAGUUGAAACGGAUGUCGGAGGAUCUAAAAGAAAUUAUCGAGCACUUGAAUCAAGCUAACAGUACUCAAGAUUCGAGCGAUCCGAUCGUGCAAAUCGGCAAAAUACUGAACGCGCAUAUGAACAGUUUACAAUGGCUGGACCAACAAACAACGUUACUCAAUCAGAAGAUACAGCAGAUCGAUCAGAUGCAUCAAAACUUUAGACAGGAACAUGAAAGAAGCUUCAGUUUAGCAUACAAUUAAUCAAUUAAUUAUACGUUAUUUUUACAUAAAAAGAAUUGAAUGAAAACAAGGUUGUGUACAAAAAGUAAAAUGUCUAUAUUAGAUUAACAUUAAAAGUGAAUUCAUACGGCUAUCGAAGGAAGGAAGUAAUGUAUUUUAAGAUGAUCCGCUAAAUGUAAAAACAAAUUAAUCA